AUGUUGGCCAACGUCACAGUCCUUGCGAUCGUCGCAUUUGGGUUUGCCCUGGUAUGGCUGGCAAGCAAAUUAGCAAACCGUAAGAAACUCGGGCUUCCUCCUGGACCACCACGUUUGCCUAUUAUUGGAAAUCUCCAUCAAGCACCACUGGAAUAUCCCUGGCGCACCUACCAAGAAUUGGGGAGGCAGUACGGCCCAAUCUUCAGCCUGCAAUACGGUUUGAGCACCAUCAUCAUGUUGAGUAACCAUGAAACGGCUCAUGAUCUCCUCGACAAACGGAGCAACAUCUACAGCUCCCGGCCUCAUAGUGUGAUGGGCGGCGACUGCGUCAGCAAAGGCCUCCGAACACUUCUCAUGCCGUACGGUCAACGCUGGCGAAACCACCAGCGCCUACAGGCCUCGUUCCUGAACAUCCGAGUUUCCCAGAGCUAUCGCGUCCUUCAAGACCUUGAAAGCAAGCAACUCAUGUUUGAACUCCUCGAUCCCGACGCAGACUUCUCGGACCGCUUUCACCGGUACUCGUCGAGUCUGAUUUUCGCGUUGGCGUAUGGCCGACGACUGACGCGAGGCAAUGAGCCCGAAAUCAAAGCCAUCGACCUGGUCAUGGAGAACUUCCUGUAUGCCGCACGAGUAGGGACUUGGAUCGUCGAUUCGCUCCCGGUUCUCAAUUACCUGCCCAAAUUCCUCGCCCCCUGGAAGAAACUGGGCGAUCAGCUACACGAAUUCGAGGCGAAGUUAUACGUAGACAACUUGAAGCAAGGCCAGCAAGCUAGGUCCUGGAAUUGGUCGAAACUUGUUUUGGGCAUGAAAGAAGGACAAGCCAUGUCGCCAAAAGAACUCGCGUAUGAUGUCGGGAUCAUAUACGAAGCGGGCAGCGACACGACCACCAUGGCCCUGGAAGUCUUCACGCUUGCUAUGCUGCUGUGCCCCGAGGCAAUGAGGAAAGGACAAGCCGAGGUCGACGCACUCUGUGGCGAUGAUCGCAUGCCCUGUUUCGAGGACAAGGACCAACUACCGUACAUCGGCGCCAUCCUGAAGGAGACACUGCGCUGGCGGCCUGUGUCUGCCGGGGGUAUUCCACAUGCCGUCACUCAGGAUGACGAAUACAUGGGCUACCGCAUCCCCGCUGGUGCUACGGUGAUUGGAAAUCAUUGGGCCAUCCACCUCGACGAGAACGUAUACGAGGAACCCCUCGAGUUCAAGCCGGAUCGAUGGAUCGAGAAUUCCGAUCUGCCUCUGGCGCCAUUCGGGUUCGGAAGGAGGAUCUGCACGGGACAGCAUAUUGCGAAGAACAGUCUCUUCAUCAACAUUGCAAGGAUCUUAUGGACGUUUGAUAUCGCGUAUAGGUACAGGGAGGUCAAUGGAAAGAAGGAGAGGAUCGAAGUCGAUCCGUACGCGUUUACUCAGGGCUUCAAUUCGAGACCCCAAAAGUUCGAGGCGAGCUUUCAGGUGAGGAAAUCAAGAAGGGCAGACCUGGUGAAGCAGGCUUGGCUGGAGACAGAAAAAGACACGGAUACGAUCAUGGAGCAGAUCCAAUCGGGAUACUUGAAAAAGAAGUCGUAG
Messenger RNA from Exophiala spinifera, 1563 nucleotides. RefSeq lists its product as uncharacterized. Bases 1 to 1563 code for a protein of 520 amino acids. The transcript has a single exon. Gene Ontology annotation, molecular function: iron ion binding; heme binding; oxidoreductase activity, acting on paired donors, with incorporation or reduction of molecular oxygen. The record is from RefSeq and is a predicted model, not a curated record. NCBI's taxonomy places the organism in Eukaryota, Fungi, Ascomycota, Eurotiomycetes, Chaetothyriales, Herpotrichiellaceae.